AUGGCCCCUAUCAAUAUCGUUAACACACUCUCCAUCCUCGCCCCUCGGAAGGGUGCCAGCGGCGGCGGAGGUAGGGGCGGUGGAGCUAGGUGUGGAGGCAAAAAGGGACCAGGAGGCCUAACAAUCGGUGCUAUCGUCGGACUCUCAGGUUUCGGCUUAAUCAUUGUCGUUUUCCUCACUAUAUUUCUGUGGGAGCGUUAUAAGCCUAGUGCUAGGAAAAGUAGGAAAGAAGCUAUAGAGAGGCGACGCGUGGAUGCGGAGAGGGAUUCGGAAGGUGCGCAGGCAACGGAGACGGCCGAGGCGUCGAGUGGAUCCAGGGGAGUAGGGGAAAAACAGCCAUAUCGCCGACCCACUGUUGGAUCACCGUUGUCGAAGAUGUCCGCGAUGUGGAUUUAUCGGCGAUAUCACUUCCCCAGGAUAUCGUCGCUUGGACCGCGGGUAUGA
Aaosphaeria arxii CBS 175.79 is the source of this 444-nucleotide messenger RNA. RefSeq lists its product as uncharacterized. The record is from RefSeq and is a predicted model, not a curated record. NCBI's taxonomy places the organism in Eukaryota, Fungi, Ascomycota, Dothideomycetes, Pleosporales. Bases 1 to 444 code for a protein of 147 amino acids. The transcript has a single exon.